Paramuricea clavata is the source of this 600-nucleotide messenger RNA. The record is from the annotation of a GenBank genome assembly. Lineage: Eukaryota; Metazoa; Cnidaria; Anthozoa; Malacalcyonacea; Plexauridae.
AUGGAACAAAGUAUAACUACAGCAGAAAAUACACGUAUCAGUGAAGAUAGUGAAAUAAGCGAGAAAGACAGACAGUGGCAGAGAGAGCAUGAGAAAAUUUUGUCGGACAGAGAACGAGAAAAACGCGAGUGGGAAAGAGAAAGAGUGGAGAAAGAAAAAGAGUUUAGAUUGAGGGAGCAGGAAUUAGAGUUAAGAAAAUUGGAAUUAGAAGUUCAAGCAAACGGGCAAAAUCUUAGAGUUAGUUCGGGUCAUAAAUUUGACGUUACCAAGCAUGUCCGAAUGGUUCCACCCUUCCAGGAACGGGAAGUCGACCAAUAUUUCCUACAUUUCGAAAAAAAUGCCACAAAUUGUGAGUGGCCAAAAGACCGCUGGACGAUGCUGUUACAAAGUGUAUUACUUGGUAAAGCUCGUGAAAUCUCUUCGCAACUUUCGGUAGAAUUAUCAGCGAAUUAUGAUACGGUAAAGGAACUUAUCCUUAAUGGCUACAAGUUGGUUCCAGAGGCAUACCGCCAAAAGUUUCGAAGCUUCGAAAAAACUGACCACAAAACAUAUGUUCAAUUCGCUCAAGUAAAGGAACAGUUGUUUGACCGAUGGUGCUAA